This is a messenger RNA of Closterium sp. Naga37s-1, 4239 nucleotides long. The record is from the annotation of a GenBank genome assembly. Lineage: Eukaryota; Viridiplantae; Streptophyta; Zygnematophyceae; Desmidiales; Closteriaceae.
AUGCCGGAGCCAAGCGCCGUGUGGCUGGUGGACAUCAGCAAGAGCAUCGAAUCCGCCAUUGGCGCUCUCGCUCGCGCUAACCUCGAUGCUAAGAGCCACAAAGGCAGAGUACAGCUUGUACUUGUUACAGUCACAGCUGGCAUGAGCGGGAGCGCGUCACCAGCGCACGGCAUGGCGGGCAAGAUGUCAUUCGCGCGGCAGCUCCAGGCACAGGCGACGCAGGCAGAGGAGGGGGAGUGCUACCCCACCCCCGGCUGCAAACAGAGCGCCGCAGACCUUGCUUCGCCCUCGACACGCCCGGCCAUAACGAUGCACACGGAGGCAGCGGAGGCGUGGGAGCGAGGGCUGUGCAUUGCAGCUGUCAAGUUCAAGGCGCAGCGGCUGUACAUCAGCAAUACGCCGCCGCCUAAGAAGGCCAGUCGGCGCCUAUUCCGCAAGCACGAGCCCGCGCCCAUCAUGGACUUCCCUCUGGAUCUCCUCCCCUCCACCUGCACGCUGCUCAUUCCCAAGGCUGACAAGCUCAUCACGCUCCAGGGCCACCUCAACGCAUCUGCACCGUCCAUCGAAACCCUCCUCCUGAUCAACGGCCUCGGUGCGCCCUCAGCGCUGCACAGUUUCAACGGCAGCAGAGGGCCGUCGCCCAACCGUAAGGGCCUGCCGCCGCUCUCCCCUCGCGGCUUCACCCCGCGCCUCUUCUCCCCGCGCACCACCUCCCCCACUGACACCACUGACCCCCAGCCGGGGAACCCCCACCACCAGGCGAAUUCUGCUCUUCAAGGGAAUUCUCUUCAAGGAGUUUCCCACCAUGCGGAGGUGUAUCGGCCGGGACUGCCACCGUCGCCGCCAGCUGUCUGCUCCCCAUCCACCGCAGCAGCCGUGGCGUAUUCAGCAGCACUGGCCUCAGGCUCAACCGCAGCGGCUGGGAUGACAGGGAUGACAGGGGCGGCAGGGGUGACUGGGGUUGACCCGCGUGUGCAGCCGCCUUCUCCGCGCAUCCACUUCCGCCCCUUCAACGUGUCGGCCUCCUUUGCCUCGCGCUCCAUCAAGCGCCGCAUCCCCUCCGCCUCCAUGCGCGCUGCCUUUGUGCGCCGCAUGCUCAGCCCCAGCGGCGCCCGCCGCGGCCGGGCAGGGGGAGCUGACGGCUUGGAUAGCGACGAUAGCAGCAGCUUCGGCAGCAGCGGCAGCGGCAGUGGGAACGGCAGUGUCCACUUCUUUAACCGCGCUAGAGGGUUUUCUCUCAGUGGCAGCUUUGGCAGCCACAGCGGGGCCGGUGCUGGCGCUGCUGGUGCUACAGCUGCUGGUGGUGGUGCGGCUAGUGCGGCUGGUGCAGCUGGUGGUGCUGGUAGUGGGGAGAUGCUACGGGCGCGGCUGCAGAGGCAGAACUCGUUCUCCAAUCUCGAGGCACUCAUGACUGCUGGCACCUGCUCCGGCACCUUUGCUGUCGGCUCCGGCGCUCCCCUGCUCGGCACUGUCGGUUACUACGGCGACGCUGAUUUCACCACCACUGCUGCUGCCGCCGGUGCUGCUGCUGCUGGUGCCGCUGCUGGUGCCGCUGCUGGUGGUGCUGCUGCUGCUGGUGCUGGUGUGGGUGGGUUUGGUGGUGGCUCGUUAGCAGACGCGGUGCAGAGGGCGGCAAGGGCAGGGGCGAUGGCGGGGAGGGGCCGCAGCAUGAUCCCCCAGUCGGAGCCGCUGUGCCUGGGCAUGUCGGCUGCUGUUCUCAUGGAUGACUCAGAUGAUGAGGAUGAGGAGGAGGAAAUGGGGAGCGAGAGAGGAAGCGAGAGGGGGAGCGAGAGGGACGGGCGGGAGGAGAGUGGCAGUGAGAGAGGCGGGAGCGAGAAGGCAGGGAGGCUUGGACUACCGUUGAAUCUGCGAGCGCGGCCACCCACGCCCCCCAAGUCCCCUGUGGCACGGUCCAUGGCCAGCUGCUCUGUCAGCAGUGCUGCUAGCAUCCCUGAACUGGAGGAGGGCGAGGAGGGAGAGGACGAGGACGAGGAGGAGGAGGAACGUGAGGACGCAGGAAAGGAGGUCUUGGAGCGUGCCUCUACUAGUCGCAGCGUGAGUGCAGCACAGCACGGCCACCCAGCUAAACCACCCCCCCGUCACACUUCCCCUCGCACGUUCCCCAGCCGCCCAUCUCCACCAUCUGCCCUCACGGCCCUCCCCGGCUCUCCUCCCAGCCAUGCUUCCGCCAAGUCACCUAUUUCUCAGGCGCCCAUAGCGCUGUCCAUCCCGGAUCACCCCUUUGAAACGGUCUCCAGCCCUCGGUUAUCCCUCUCACCGUCCAGCCCACAUGACUCUGCGCAAGCUCCCAUCACCCCUCGCCUGCCCAAGUCACCUGGUACCCCCACCAUCUUUCCCUCCCAAGCACCCACCACCCCUCGCCUGCCCAAGGCGUUUUCCAACCCCAACCCGCCCACAACACCACCCGGUCUUGGCCUCACCAAAUCUUCCUCCAUCUCGGCUCUUGCCCAGCUGCCCUCCAGCCCUAAGGGUGUGUUGGGUGCCGUGCAGAUGCCGUCCACCCCUCAGGGUGUCCUGGGGCCCGCACACAUGCCAUGCACCCCUGAGGCCAUGCAGUUGCCCUCCACCCCUCGGCCUGCACUGGCCCCUCUGUGCGGGGCAGCGCUUGACUUGAGUCACGACUCGCCUCAGGACUCGCUUCUAGACUCCGCCUUUGCUUCUCUCCCCGAGGUGGAGAGCCCUUGCAGCAUCAGCAGCCGCAGCAGCAGCGGAGGUACCACCAGCCACCGCAACAACUGGAGUAACAGUAACCGCCACAGGGGCAGUUUGGACAGUGCAGCUAGGGAGAGGGAGAGGGAGAGGGUGAAGGGGGAGGAGGAGCAGGAGGAGGGCAUCACGUUUGUCACUGGCGAGUUCUCAACCAAGUAUUCCUCCUCCAGCAGCCUCUCUGCCUGGUCGCCUGCCCGCUCCGAGGCCAGCAGCGCCUCCCGUCUCUUCCGAACCGAAUCCCGAACCUCCACCGAGUCCCGACCCUCCACCGAGUGCCGAACCUUCUCCCGAGCCGAGAUCCUCCAGGCCACCGACCACUUCUCCCCCAAAACCUUCCUCACUAAAACCGUCCUCGGUACUCUCCACAAGGGCAUGCUCUUCGGCUCUACUGUCGCCGUAAAACGUCUCGAGCACGCAAGCUCGUGCGAGGAGGAGGAUUUCCAAAGAGAAGUGAGCAUACUGUCCAAAGUGCGCCACCCACACGUGGCCCUGAUGAUGGGUCAGUGCCCCGAGGAGCGCUGCAUAGUCUACGAGCACCUCCCAGGAGGCUCUCUCCUCGAGCGCCUCGCCAAAACCCCCGGCGCCAAGCCGUGGGCCCCGCUGACGUGGCACGACCGGAUCCGCGUGUCGUGCGAGCUGGCAGCAGCCCUGGUGUUCCUCCACUGCCACGACCCGCCCAUCGUCCACGGGGACUUGCGGCCGGAGAAUAUCCUUCUGGAUAGAAACAAGCGCAGCAAGGUGGGCGAUGUGGGGAUAGCCCAGUUCGUGGGGCAGGGCGAGGUGCUGCCGGAAACGUGGCGUCUGUCUGGGUCUGCGGGGUACAUAGACCCGUGGGAGAUGCAAACAGGGGAGGUGACGGGGAAGAGUGAUGUGUAUGCGCUCGGGCUGAUAAUCCUCCAGCUGCUGCUUGGGCAGCCGAAUAUCCGGGCUCUCCACAAGCAGUUGAUGCCGUUCAAGCGGGCAGGGGGUGCAGUGGAGGCAGCCGUUGAUGAGCUGAUGUGCUGUUUAGAUCCUGCGGCUGGGAUUUGGCCGCGGAAGGUGGCUGAGAGGAUGCUGGCGAUGGCGCUGCUGUGCGUGCUGAACGAUGCUGAGGCUCGGCCGGACUUCGUGGGGAGUGUGUUUCCGGAGCUGAGGCAUGUGGGGCAGUGGGCCGAGGCGGAGAGGAAGCGGCGGUGCCCUGGGCAGGAGGAGAAGCUCAUGUGCCCUUUGAGCAAGGACCCUGUGAUUGCUGCUGAUGGCUACACGUAUGAGAGGAGGCAUAUAGAGGAGUGGUUCAAGGACAGCAGUGUCUCCCCCAAGACUGGCAAGCCCCUGUCUCACAAGGCAUUGAUUCCCAACCUCACUAUACUGGCCUUUGUGUGCGGAGUGGAGAGGGACGGCCGUUCGUAUUGCAUCUACUACUUCUUCACGCCUCUCCUCACCCGCAUGGAGCUCGCCAUUCCCUUCAAGCUCUCCUCGCCAGACAAGACAGGUGAGAUCGCGUUCCCUUCAGCUCCUUAUGUGACGUAG